CCCAUUUCUUAGUUUAACCCAAAAAAGGAUACCAUUUACUCAUAGAAACAAACAUCAAAUCUUUUCCUUCUCCAUGGAGACACACUCAGAUUGCUUCUGGGUUUUAUUUCUUGCAUCCAAAUGCAAAUAUUUUUCUUCCCAAAGCUCCAUUUUGCUUCUUAUUUUUCUUUGCAUGGCUUGGUUAGCUAUGACCUUGUGCUUCUGGUUCAACCCUGGAGGUCCUGCUUGGGGUAAGUGUAAUUGGCUGACCAACAGAGCUGUUGCCACAAAACCAUAUAACACCAUUCCCGGACCACGAGGGCUUCCCAUUGUUGGAAGCAUGAAUCUCAUGGUUAACCUUGCUCACCGCAAGCUCUCCGCUGCAGCUAAAUCCUUUGGUGCCAAGCGGCUCAUGGCUUUUAGCUUGGGUGAAACACGGGUUAUCGUUACAUGCAAUCCUGAUGUUGCCAAGGAGAUUCUUAACAGUUCUGUUUUCGCCGAUCGUCCGGUGAAAGAGUCAGCUUAUAGUUUAAUGUUCAACAGAGCAAUCGGAUUCGCUCCUUGUGGUAUUUACUGGCGAACACUAAGAAGAAUCGCUGCAACACAUCUGUUUUGCCCUAAACAAAUCAGCUCCACUGAGGCACAAAGGCUGGACAUCGCAUCUCAAAUGGUGUCUAUAAUUGCAUGUCAUCGUGGAGAAUUUUCGGUACGCGAUAUACUCAAGAAAGCUUCCCUUAACAACAUGAUGUGCUCGGUGUUUGGCACUAAUUAUCAACUGGGAUCAUCAAUUAUUGAAACUGAAGAACUCAGCCAGCUCGUUGAAGAAGGUUACAAUCUACUGGGGAAACUCAAUUGGUCUGAUCAUCUUCCAUGGCUUGCUGGUUUAGACAUUCAAAAAAUCCGACUUCGGUGCUCGAAACUUGUUCCCAGAGUGAAUAAAUUUGUGAACAAAAUCAUCCAGGAGCAUAAACUCCAAACUGGAACAAAAAACCAUGAUUUUGUCGACGUUUUACUGUCUUUCAAUGGACCUGACAGACUCUCGGACAACGAUAUGAUUGCCGUUCUUUGGGAGAUGAUCUUCAGAGGAACCGAUACUGUGGCGGUUUUAAUCGAGUGGAUACUAGCGAGAAUGGUGCUUCACCCUGAAAUCCAAUCAAGAGUGCAGGCUGAGCUUGAUGAAGUUGUUGGGGGAUCACGAACGUUGAUGGAAUCAGACGUUCUAUCGACGGUUUACCUACCGGCGGUGGUGAAGGAGGUUCUCAGGCUUCACCCGCCUGGCCCACUUCUAUCAUGGGCCCGUUUAGCAAUCUCAGACACAACUGUUGAUGGAUAUCACGUGCCUGCGGGGACCACAGCCAUGGUGAACAUGUGGGCCAUCACAAGGGACCCCGAUGUUUGGGUGGACCCAGUUAAGUUUAUGCCAGAGAGAUUCGUGUCCAAGGACAGUGGUGACGUGGAGUUCUCCGUGUUGGGGUCUGACCUCAGGCUGUCGCCGUUUGGCUCCGGCCGUAGGAGUUGUCCCGGAAAGACACUGGGCUUAGCCACUGUUACCUUCUGGGUGGGCACCUUGUUGCACGAGUUUAAGUGGGUGGCAUCAAAUGAUAACCAUCCGGUCGAUCUGGGUGAAGUCCUCAGGCUCUCUUGUGAAAUGGCUAACCCACUGAAGGUCAAAGUGCACCCCAGGCACAGAUAGAGAACUGAUAAUAGCAGAACAUGGCAUCAGAUGAGUCUAAAAAAAAGCCAUUAUCCUUAAAUUAUGAGCUAUGGUAUUUUUCUUAAUAUAGGAAUCUGUUAGCUAUGGUAUUUUGUCUCUAUAAAUCUCAUCUUGACCGUAUAUAAAUAUUCUAGGAAAAUAAGC
Messenger RNA from Hibiscus syriacus, 1837 nucleotides. Its product is annotated as cytochrome P450 78A9-like. Gene Ontology annotation, molecular function: monooxygenase activity; iron ion binding; heme binding. Bases 74 to 1672 code for a protein of 532 amino acids. Lineage: Eukaryota; Viridiplantae; Streptophyta; Magnoliopsida; Malvales; Malvaceae. The transcript has 2 exons. The record is from RefSeq and is a predicted model, not a curated record.